Molecule: messenger RNA, 1576 nt
Organism: Micropterus dolomieu (smallmouth bass)
Lineage: Eukaryota; Metazoa; Chordata; Actinopteri; Centrarchiformes; Centrarchidae
Product: glucosamine-6-phosphate isomerase 2
Exons: 7
Coding region: 203-979 (258 amino acids)
Biological process (GO): D-glucosamine catabolic process; N-acetylneuraminate catabolic process; N-acetylglucosamine catabolic process
Cellular component (GO): cytoplasm
Molecular function (GO): identical protein binding; glucosamine-6-phosphate deaminase activity
Source: RefSeq, a predicted model, not a curated record
GCGCACGCGUAUGGCGACCAGUUAGUUUGAAAACCAGUAGGGCUACAACACCCUAAUGCACCAUUAAUGUUGGAUGCCAACCGUCGUUAAACAACAAGGAAGAAAGAGGAACGUUUUCCUUAACAACAAGCAACGUUCAACGCUUGACUAAGUGGUACGUGACACAAGACUCCAAACACGGAUCAGAAAGUUAGCCAACACAAUGAGGCUAGUCAUUCUGGACGACUAUAACCUGGCCAGCGAGUGGGCAGCAAAAUACAUCUGCAACAGAAUCGUCCAAUUUAAGCCCUCCGCUGAGAGAUACUUCACUCUGGGCUUGCCUACAGGCAGUACUCCAUAUGGCUGUUACCAAAAGUUAAUUGAAUUCUACAGAAGUGGAGAUAUUUCCUUCAAGUAUGUGAAAACAUUCAACAUGGAUGAAUAUGUAGGUCUACCUCGUGCUCAUCCAGAGAGCUAUCACUCCUACAUGUGGAACAACUUCUUCAAGCACAUUGACAUAGAUCCAGCCAACGCUCACAUCCUGGAUGGAAACACAGAGGACCUAGAGGCGGAGUGUCAGGCCUACGAGCAGAAGGUUGCAGAGGCAGGAGGAAUAGAAUUGUUCGUCGGAGGUAUUGGCCCUGACGGUCACAUAGCUUUCAAUGAGCCGGGAUCCAGCCUUGUUUCCAGGACCAGAGUGAAAACCCUGGCUAAGGACACCAUUGUGGCAAAUGCUCGUUUCUUUGGCAAUGACCUCUCCAAGGUUCCCACCAUGGCUCUGACUGUGGGUGUUGGAACUGUCAUGGACGCCAAGGAGGUGAUGAUUCUGAUCACAGGAGCACAUAAAGCCUUUGCCCUGUAUAAAGCCAUAGAGGAGGGGGUGAACCACAUGUGGACUGUAUCAGCCUUCCAGCAGCACCCACGCACCAUCUUUGUCUGUGAUGAAGACGCCACCCUGGAGCUACGAGUCAAAACAGUCAAAUACUUCAAAGAGCAGUAGACCACGAUCCACCCGGCCCAAACGACCAGGCACUAUGGUGCGUGCGGUGAUCGCUCCGAGAGGAAAGAGAGCCAGCAGAGGAGCCAUGCUGGCCCAACUUUGACUUCAUUCUGCUCCUAAGGAUCUGGUCUGGACAAAAUGGCACUCAUGUUGACCAAGUAACAGAAUUCAGACACUGUCCACAUCGUUACAGAGACCUGAUCAAGCACUCAGCAGUUGGUCCAUGUUCUGAGCUGUCAGUGCAAGACUCCGGCAAGAUGAGAGGACUCUCUGGUGCACAAAUGCAAUCAAGAUGGACUCUGCUCUCAGACUUUUUUAUGUGAAGAUGAAACUUUCAUGAUAUCAUCUGGUUGCUGCUGUUUAAAUUCACCCCAGAUGCAAAUUCAAAAAAUGCACUGUUGUUGGAAUGUUUGGGGUUUAUGUGUGUAUGUAUAUAUGUAUAUAAAUAACUGUAUUGUUUAAUUUUAUUUUAUAUGUUACCAUAUUUUAAUAUAGGCCUACACUUAAUUAAAUGUUGUGUGUGUAGCAGGAAGGAACUGCAAAUUUUGUUUCGUUACGCAGCCUUAUAUAAUAACUAAUAAACAACCUUCUACCUUG